AUGACCACUCCCAUCCCGUGUCCACCGUCUUUGCCAUUUCUGGGCCAUAUUACCUCCAUCGACAAGGAUCUGCCCCUACUUUCUUUCUCACUCCUAGCACAGCAAUAUGGCGAGAUAUACCAAUUCCAUCAGUUUUCGGUGAAAAAGGUCGUCGUCAGCUCGUAUGAGCUCAUGCACGAUGUCAGCGACGACAAGAAGUUCUUCAAAAAUAUCGGCGGGGUUCUUGAGCAAGUUAGGAAUGGUGUCGGCGAUGGUCUGGUCACAGCCAGACCAGACGAAGAGAAUUGGGGCCUCGCCCAUCGUCUCCUAACGCCCGCUUUCGGAGCGGUAGGCAUUCGCGACAUGUUCGACGAUAUGUGCGAUAUUGCCACCCAGCUGAUUGUGAAAUGGGAACGCUUUGGCCCUGGGGCUGUCAUCAAUCCCGCCGAGGAUUUCACCCGGCUGACUUUUGACACCAUCACCCUAUGCGCCAUGUCUCACAGGCUUAAUUCCUUCUAUCGAGAGACUAACCAUCCGUUUGUCCAGGCCAUGGUCGACUUCCUGCUCGAGUCUGGCCGUCGAACGUUCCGACCGUCAGUGGUCACGAAUGUAAUGGGCUAUAAUACGAAAUAUGAAGCAGAUAUCAAAGUCAUGACGGACCUUGCAAAUGACAUUAUCGCGGAUCGUAAGAAAAACCCAACAGAGAAGAACGACCUCUUGAACAGGAUGUUGAACGGAAAGGACCCGAAGACCGGAAAGGGACUCUCUGAUGAAAAUAUCAGAUAUAAUCUGCUCACCUUCCUCAUUGCCGGACACGAAACCACAUCCUCGAUAGCCACCUUAUCAUUCACGUUGUACUAUCUGCUCAAGAACCCGGAGGCAAUGCGCAAGCUGCGACAGGAGGUAGACGAAGUACUCGGUGACCAGCCUCCUCAGCUGCAAGACCUUAGCAAGCUGACAUAUCUCAACGCUUGUCUACGCGAGUGCCUGCGUUUGUCCCCAGCCUCACCCAUCCGCUCUGUUGAUGCGCGAGAUGAUACGGUCAUCGGUGGUGGAAAGUACACUAUUCAAAAGGGGCAAAGCGUGAUUAUAACCACCGGCAGAGCGCAGCGAGAUCCCAAAAUAUGGGGAGAGGAUGCAGACGAGUUCAAACCAGAGCGUAUGUUGGACGGCAAGUUCGACCAGCUUCCUCCCCAUGCAUGGCAACCGUUUGGCUUCGGCAUGCGAGCUUGCAUUGGUCGCGCGCUUGCCUGGCAAGAAAUGCUCAUUCUCAUCCCUCUCAUCCUUCAGCGCUUCGAUAUCGCGAUGGAGAACCCCUCGUAUGAGCUUGAGAUUAAGCAGACGCUUACAAUCAAGCCCAAGGAAUUCCACAUCCGUGCUGCUCCGCGUAAGGGCCGUGCUGUCCCCCUGGCGAUACCUAGUUCGUCGCUCCUCCAGGCUCGGCGCGGCGACGAGAAGAAACCGUCCAAGACAACCGUGCCUGUUCAGGAUACGGUGUCUAACACGCCAGUAUAUGUAAUGUACGGUUCGAACACCGGAACGUCGGAGACCUUCGCCCAGCGGAUAGCUAGUGAUGCUGCAUCCUAUGGUUUCCGCGCGAGUAUCGGAACCCUCGAUUCAUUCACAGGCAAGAUCCCUACAGACGGACCCGUCGUCAUCAUUACUGCAUCCUUCGAAGGCGAGCCUGCCGACAACGCGGCACACUUCGUCGAAUGGAUCACGAGCCUCAAAGGCAGCGAGCUCACAAAUGUUAGCUAUGGUCUGUUCGGUUGCGGCAAUCGCGAUUGGUACCAGUCGUAUCAGCGCAUUCCGACUCUGAUCGACCGUCUCCUGGAAGAACGCGGGGGAAGACGAUUGGUCCCUCGCGGAGUGGGCGACGCCAGCGCAGCAGAGUUCUUCGAGCGGUAUGAUGACUGGCAGGCGCAACUUUGGGAAUCGUUAUCGCAGGAAUACAAGACAGUUGUAAGCCAAUCGCCUGAUAUUCCUAGAGGUCUGGAGAUGAAAACAGUGGAUCCGGGUACCUUUCGAGCUUCGGUUUUGCGACAGCCGGAUGCUGCACUGGGUACCGUGGUGGAGAAUACUCUUCUCACUAAGCCCGGCACAUCUCCCAAGAGACAUAUUGUGUUCGAGCUCCCAGAAGGCAUGAGUACACGAGCGGGAGAUUACCUCGCCAUUCUCCCAUCCAACCCUGUUCGGGACGUACAGCGAGUUAUUGCGAGGUUUGGCCUAUCAGGCGAGCAGGAGAUCAUCCUAUCGACCACUGGUCCUACACCUCUGCCAGUCAAUCGACCUAUCGGCAUAUUUGCUCUCCUCUCUGGCUAUGUGGAAAUCUCGCAGCCUGCCACCACGCGCGAUCUCAACGUUUUGAUGUCGGCCGAGAACGCUCCGGUUGACUUUCUACGAGAAUUGACCUCCGAUUACUCAGGGAAAGUAGUCGCAAGGCGACUCAGCAUCCUCGACAUUCUCGAAGAUCACUCCUCUAUGAAGUUAUCGUUCGCGACGUACCUGCACAUGCUUCCGUCUAUGCGGGUGCGGCAGUACUCCAUCUCGUCCUCGCCGCUGUGGGAUGCACAACGCGUCUCGCUUACCGUCAGCGUUGUCGAUGCGCCAUCAAUCGCCGGGCGUAAGGAAGGCUUCCUCGGCGUCGCCUCCACGUACCUUGCGGGCCUGCGCCCCGGUGACAAAGUGCAAAUCGCCGUGCGCGCGUCGGCGACGGCGUUCCACCCGCCAGCGGACCCCACCAUUCCGAUGGUGAUGUUCGCAGCAGGCUCGGGGCUUGCACCCAUGCGCGGCUUCCUGCAGGAGCGUGCAAUGCAAAAGAAGGCAGGUCGCGAAGUCGCGAAGUCGCUUCUGUUCUUCGGGUGCCGAUCCCCCGAACUUGACUACCUCUACUCGGACUCGGACUUGAAAGAGUGGAUCGAGCUUGGAGUAGUUGAUGUAAGACCGGCGUUCUCGCGAGCCACAGAGCUUUCGCAUGGAUGCAAGUAUAUUCAAGAUCGUAUCUGGCUAGAUCGCGCGGACGUGAAUGAACUAUACGAUAAGCAUGCUAAGUUUUACACUUGCGGAGCUCGCAGAAUUGCACAGGGAAUCAAGGACGUCCUCUCGAAGAUGAUAAUGGACAGGCAUAAUGUCAACGAGUCAGAGGCCGAGGAGAUGUUUGAACGUGCAAUCCAAGGCAGUUGGCGCUAUGUGCGCUCAUCAGAGCCUCCCAUGACCAAUGCACCCCCCGCUCUUGCGUUCAAGCUGAAAUUGCUCAUUCCCCUACCAGUGGAAUCGCUUGCUCCUUAUCCCCCACAAGCACAGAGUGAGGUUGAGAGAGAGAGAUGGGGAGAGAGGAAGGAUAGGGGGCUACCCCGCGCUACAGGCUAG
Molecule: messenger RNA, 3348 nt
Organism: Fibroporia radiculosa
Lineage: Eukaryota; Fungi; Basidiomycota; Agaricomycetes; Polyporales; Fibroporiaceae
Exons: 24
Coding region: 1-3348 (1115 amino acids)
Cellular component (GO): cytosol
Molecular function (GO): iron ion binding; aromatase activity; heme binding
Source: RefSeq, a predicted model, not a curated record